Messenger RNA from Onychomys torridus (southern grasshopper mouse), 2173 nucleotides. It is a transcript of the gene Zbtb9, whose product is annotated as zinc finger and BTB domain containing 9. The coding region runs from base 203 to 1597 and encodes 464 amino acids. NCBI's taxonomy places the organism in Eukaryota, Metazoa, Chordata, Mammalia, Rodentia, Cricetidae. The record is from RefSeq and is a predicted model, not a curated record. Gene Ontology annotation, molecular function: protein binding; RNA polymerase II cis-regulatory region sequence-specific DNA binding; DNA-binding transcription factor activity, RNA polymerase II-specific. The transcript is spliced from 2 exons. Gene Ontology annotation, biological process: regulation of transcription by RNA polymerase II.
UCCGGCGGAGCGGCGGUAGCUUCCGGCCGGCCAGGCGCAGUGGAGGCUGAAGAGCGACGAGGCGGUCUCGCGUGCGGUGGGGGCGUGUCGGCGGGAAGGCGCGUGGCGGGAGCUUGCGGAGCCGGCCUGUGUGAGCACGCCUUCGUGGCGCAUAGAGCCCUACUACUCCCGACUCCCUGGGAUUUCUCUUUCCGAGCUGGCCAUGGAUGCUUCGACUCUGCCCCCCACACCCUCUUCUCCGAGGUGCAGCCCAGCCCCACGGACAAUCCACAUUGAGUUCCCCCAUCAUAGCUCUUCGCUGCUGGAAUCCCUGAACCGCCACAGGCUGGAGGGGAAGUUCUGUGAUGUGUCCCUCCUGGUUCAGGGCAGGGAACUUAGGGCUCACAAAGCGGUCUUGGCUGCUGCUUCUCCUUACUUCCAUGACAAGCUGCUUUUGGGGGAUGCGCCCCGACUCACUUUGCCGAGCGUCAUUGAGGCAGAUGCCUUCGAGGGACUGCUGCAGCUCAUUUACUCAGGGCGCCUCCGCCUGCCCCUGGAUGCUCUCCCUGCCCAUCUCCUUGUAGCCAGUGGCCUGCAGAUGUGGCAAGUAGUAGAUCAGUGCUCAGAGAUUCUUCGAGAACUUGAAACCUCAGGUGGUGGGAUAUCAGCUGGUGGAGGAGCCUCCUACCACACACUUCUUUCCACAACAUCUUCAGGAGGCUGGUGCAUUCGCUCUUCCCCUUUCCAGAACCCAGCUCAGCCCUCUGCUUCUACAGAGAGUUCUGCUUCCACCGAGAGCCCCACUGGAGGGGAGGGGAGUGAACUAGAGGAAGUGUUACAGAUUCGGGUGAAAGAAGAAGAGGAGGAGCAGGGGUCAGCAGCCCCACUCUUUCAGACUCCUCAACCUCAGAGACUGUCAGGAGGGUUUUCCCAAGCUUGUGGAUCCCACCCACCGCCUACAUCUGCUCUUCCCAGCAAGCCUCCAGAGGAUGAGAGUUCAACCCUUGAGCCUCCUGCCCCUCCUGUACGAGCUCCCCAAGUCUUAUAUGUUAAUCAGGAACCCCUUGAGUCUAAGGAGGAGACGUCGGGAGGUAGGACUCCGUCUGGAGGAGCGAAGGAGAGGACCACAGCACUCUCUGGAGGGGACUCUGAGGGAAAUGAGGAGCUAAGAUACUUGCUGUCCUCAGGAGGAGGGGAAUCAUCUGGGGCAGGAGACCCAUCCUGGAAACCAGUGGAUCUUCAUGGGAAUGAAAUCCUGUCAGGGGGUGGAGGACCUGGAGGAUCAGGGCAGGCUGUGCACGGGCCCGUGAAGCUAGGAGGGACACCCCCUGCAGAUGGAAAAUGCUUUGGCUGCCUGUGUGGAAAACGGUUUGCAGUAAAGCCAAAACGGGACCGGCACAUCAUGUUGACCUUCAGCCUUCGCCCCUUUGGAUGUGGCGUCUGUAAUAAACGCUUCAAGUUGAAGCACCAUCUGACCGAGCACAUGAAGACCCAUGCUAGAGCUCUGCAUGCGUGUCCCCAUUGUGGCCGUCGCUUUCGGGUCCACGCCUUUUACCUUCGCCACCGGGACUUGUGCAAGGGCCAGGGCUGGGCCACUGCCCACUGGACUUACAAAUGACUGCUCAUGCUCUCUCCUGACUGCUAGCAUAAGAUAGGUACUGCUGCUGAUGGAGUCUCCCCCCCACCUCAGUCCUGGACUGCGUAGGCAUCCCAAGAGAUUAUAUAUGUUAUGAACCCCUUACUCUUGGCUCUGAGCCUCACCCUGGUGUACUUGGAAGUUCAGGUUUCUCAAUCCAGCUAUUUGUUAAGCAGACUGUAGGAAAGUCAUACUUCUGAUCAUGUAACCUAAAUGACCCUUUUUGUAUUGCUAGCCAGUGAGGAAACCAUUGCCUUCAGAUAGGUUAGUGGGAGAAGAGUUGGGACAAAAUGACCCAGUAACUUGGACUUCAUCUUCCCCAGAAGGUCAGGGAGCUGGUGUCCAGCUAGGGAUGUGUUUGAUUCAGAGCUCAAGUCAUUGCCACACUAAGCUCUGAGCGCCCUCCCCAACAAUGUCAGCUGCUCUGUUUCUAUACUUCUUUUGCUCCUUCUUUCUAGAAGCUUUUUAGGUUGUACUUUGCUUUCUCACCAGUAGACACCUUCCCAAAUGUCCUUUUAAAAAUGUACUUGAGUAUGCAACAAGUAUGUGUGCACACAC